Messenger RNA from Penicillium hordei, 567 nucleotides. RefSeq lists its product as uncharacterized. The transcript has a single exon. Lineage: Eukaryota; Fungi; Ascomycota; Eurotiomycetes; Eurotiales; Aspergillaceae. The coding region runs from base 1 to 567 and encodes 188 amino acids. The record is from RefSeq and is a predicted model, not a curated record.
AUGUCAUCUAAAGAGUUCUUCAGGUGGGCAAAGGGUGCAGCACUCUGCAGCGGACCACUGGAGGCCACUGCCCUACAUUGCCAUAUCGCCCGAGCAGGCAUCGAUACCUGGCCACUGAUUGUAGUUGACGAGUUGAUCAAUGCGAAUUACCUUAUCUGGACCCUAUGCGCCCACCUUGCAGAGUCCGGUCUCGACCAAGAUUGGACACGCAAGUUUAACACCCAGCACCGCUCCCAGUGGGUUCAGGCCCAAACUAUUGUGCAACAGACCCAGGGUGCUGACCAGUUCCAGCUAGAUAUCCCAACCCCGCCUAUGGUGCAGGCUGUGUUCACCUAUAUCGAUAAGUCUAGGGCCCCCCGCUACCUGACCAUCAAGUCCACACCUGCUGGCCCUCGCCCCGGUGCGGGUUUUCUGGAGCUCUUACAAUAUGCGUCUAGCCCAGACCGUUCCUCGACUGAUGUCUUCAUUGUAACUCUCGAUGAAGAGGAUGCGACCGGAGGCACCGGAGCCCCCGGUCCGCCCCCUAUGGGUAUAUUCUCGCGUCGGGCAUUCUCUCAUUGGACUUAG